Messenger RNA from Puntigrus tetrazona (Sumatra barb), 2045 nucleotides. It is a transcript of the gene cops8, whose product is annotated as COP9 signalosome subunit 8. The transcript has 7 exons. NCBI's taxonomy places the organism in Eukaryota, Metazoa, Chordata, Actinopteri, Cypriniformes, Cyprinidae. Gene Ontology annotation, molecular function: zinc ion binding. Gene Ontology annotation, cellular component: COP9 signalosome. Bases 89 to 664 code for a protein of 191 amino acids. Gene Ontology annotation, biological process: COP9 signalosome assembly; protein deneddylation. The record is from RefSeq and is a predicted model, not a curated record.
UCCAGCAGGUGUCAGGGUGGAGUCGCAGAGCUAGAGCAGCCGCGGGUUUGUUUUCCUUAGCCGUUAGCAUAUGAAGCUCUCGUAAAAGAUGCCCGUGUCUGUCAUGAUGGCUGAAUUUGAUGAAAAGCUGCUAUUGCAGUUUGAGACCCAAGAGCUGGAGGCUCCUGGUGGCAUUGCUACGCCUCAAGUGUAUUCCCAGUUACUAGUCCUGUAUCUCCUGCACAAUGAUAUGAAUAAUGCCCGAUACCUUUGGAAACGGAUACCACAGGCAAUCAAAACAGCAAACCCCGAGCUGGCUUCUAUAUGGGCCGUGGGACAGCGUAUCUGGCAGCGAGACUUUCCAGGGAUCUACACAGCUAUUGCUGCUUACCAGUGGUCUGAAAGCAUUCUCCCUGUGAUGGAAGCUUUAAGAGAGUCCACCCGUAGGAGGGCAUAUGGGCUGGUAGCACAAGCUUACACCUCUAUCAGUGCAGAGGACUUUGCUGCGUUCGUGGGAUACUCUGUAGAAGAGGCAGUCAAAGGUGUAGUUAGCCAUGGGUGGCAGGCAGAUCCAAACACCAGGAUGAUCAUGCCACAGAAACCAGAUCCGCCCCCGGUCUCUCUGGUUCCAAACGAACAACAGCUGGCCAGACUUACCGACUACGUGGCUUUUCUUGAGAACUGAUAAGCACUCCAUCCUCUUCCAUCCUCUUCCUCACCACCUUUUAGAUACUCAGUUUUAUGGAAGAAACCUGUGGUGUCCAGGAUCCUUCACAUACAUUCAGUGAUGGAGCCACCAUCUUUCUUUUGUCUCUUUUGGUUCUUGAACUUGUCACCCUCAGUGAUGUAGAAAAGUUUCCAGAUUGUCUACUUUGGAGUAUGACUUUGCUGUCAGUGUUGUAAAUUAUUGUCUUUCGGCAUAAAUACUUAACUAUACGACAUUAUUCAGUCUUUUGUGAUGUUACAAAAAAUUGGAUCCUAAUUUCAUACUAAUAAAGACAAGUAUGCGAUUUAGGUUCAGGAUGGUUUGGACUUCCAUUUACGAAUGUUGUACAAAAUUAUGAUCAUAUAAAUUUUGGCACAGCAGUCAAAAUGGCUUCUUCUUGCAAAAUAAACCAUGGUCAUAUUACUGAAACCAUGCAUUCAAUUAUGCAUUAUGUAGACAAUAUUUUCUUUUGUUGUUGCAGUGAGCAAAAUGUUAUCAUUUUAAAAACCUCUAAAAUCUUCCAGAAUAAUAGGUUUAGGAAAUGUCAGUUAUGAAGCAGGAAUAAAGGAAUAUUUCAGUUUAUGAUAGCUGGUAAAAAAACCCCUAAAAAGUCAUUCUUAGCAAAGGUAUUGUUUACCAGUGUGAACAACUGACAGUUCAAAGCAGCUUAUUUUGGGAGGCGCACAGUUGUAUUUAAGAUGUUUUCCACUGUCUGACAAGUGUUUUGUUGACAGUGCAUUUCUGUCUGUCUGCUGCUCAGAUGUUAUGCACUGCCUCCUUGGUUUCUCACGCAGAGCGGAUUUGAGAAAGUAGAGGAAACGUACCAGCUGUUGGCCACUGUCACAUCUUUUCAGCUUGAGAAUAAAAGUGCGAUCCAUAUGGUACUGUGAGAAUGUUAACUUCAUCCAUUUUAUCAUAUAUUUGUAUUUGAUUUUUAUUUUCCUGUCUUGCAUUUGCUCUUCUUUUUCAUUUUGAGGUUGCACCAACCCGGUCCUAUUCAGUGUUUGAUUCCGCAGAUAUUAUUAUUAUCUUGUUUAAGUUUCCCUGUGGUUUAGCAUCUUGUUUAAGAUCAGCUGGCUGUCUGACACUUGACAAGUUCACUAUUUGACCUUAUCUGACAUAAAACCUUCAAAUUUUACUUCAGUGCCGGAACCGUUAUGUUUAUACUUAGCAUAUUUUAUUUCUGAAUAUUUUACAGGAGACUCUGCUUCUAAUCCUUUGGACUUUCCAACAUAAUCCUGCAGACAUCAGUUUAGUCUAUUCUCUAAAACAAAAAAUGCUGGAAUGUUGACAAGCCUCAUAUGGUUGUGAAUGCAUUUCCUAUGAGGUGAAUGCAUUAAACCUGCAGACCUUGUUUUAA